AUGAGUAAGGCGACCUCGGAUCUGAUCCAUGUCAUGAAGGCAGAUCUUGCACGCAUGGAGAAGGAGCUUACCGGGCAGCGCAGACAGAUCGCCGAUAUGGAGGAUCGCCUGAACACGUCACACGAGCUCUUUGGCCGCACGGACGAGAUGUAUGACCUGCUUCAUAGAAAGCAGGUAGGAGUCCUCAGCCGGCUGAACACCAUCGAAGACUCUGAGGAGUGUCUCUGGGACGAGUUCGAAAGAUUGAAAAAAUCAGUGCGUCGGCGGAUGGCGAACCAAGCGGAAGUCACAGUACCUGCUGGUGUCGGCGACGAGGCGGCGCCGGUGGAGCUGCAGGAGCCGCAGGAGCCGCCUCAGACGAUGGUUCGUAAGAAAGACACACCUCUGCAAACUGCCACGCGGAACGCAAUCAUUGAUAUGAUGGGGAUUGCACCAAAGGCCGCCCUGCCUAAGCCAUUAGGAACUUCGGCCGGAGUAUUCUGGCUCGAGGACAAUCAGGGGAAGUGUGUCCUGCGGCCAACAUGGGAGAUCGAAGGCGAGAACAAGGCGGGAUGGUUUCGUGAGGUUGCGGAGAAGGUCAAGCUGGAUGGUCACAAGUGGCAUGGUAAGUUGGCUGUAGAGGAUCUGGAGAAGACGUCACUUGCCCAGGUCGAAGCGGCGGUUGCAACUGCCUGGCGAUCUAUGAGAGAUCGCUAUAAAGCCGAAGGAAAGGGCGAGGCGGCGAGGGCCGAUGAUCAGCGGCUAAGGCGGCAUGAACAGCGUAAGAGAGCAAAAUUGUCCGAUCGCAAGGAGUUGCGCGAUCAUGUUGAGGAGAUGCAGGCGCCGAAGUGGAAUUGGCUCAUGAGCGCGUGGAAGUACAUGUCGACGGACGAGACAGAUGAACCCGAGGAAGAUGGCCAAGGUGCUGUCGAUGCGAACACGUCAGAGGAGGCCCAAAAUACGAGGGCGAGAGUCAUAUCCAAGUCUAAGGUGUGGAUCGCACAUUGGCCGUCAUAUCGCCCAUCAGAGCUUGAGCGGCCGUUGCGAAAGCUGGAUAAGGUGAUUGUCACGCACCGCAAAGAAAAUUCGGCCUCAGGUGGCGCACAACAUGCUACCCGUACUCGCGGUGAGAAGCGGGACAAGCCGCUUCCAAACGUGUGCAAGGUGAAAGGUGCGGUCAAGAUUCCUCGCAGUCUUGUGGACCGCGAGUGGCUCGAGAGGCAUCCGGAGCAGAACAUACCUCGGCUGAUGCUGUUUGAUGAUGUGGGCAGUUCGGCAGAUGUUGACGUGGAGAUGGAAUAUGAUGGCGGGGACGAGGGCGAUGUUGGGGCAGCAGAUGACGGAGCAAAGUCAGAAAGGCAAGUCCCGCCUACGAGGGAAUCCUCUAGUAGUAUCGAUCCAGCACUGUCCAAUGAUGUAGCGAGUCCGAGUCAUUAA
Messenger RNA from Rhodofomes roseus, 1416 nucleotides. RefSeq lists its product as uncharacterized. Lineage: Eukaryota; Fungi; Basidiomycota; Agaricomycetes; Polyporales; Fomitopsidaceae. The coding region runs from base 1 to 1416 and encodes 471 amino acids. The record is from RefSeq and is a predicted model, not a curated record. The transcript is spliced from 4 exons.